GAACCUAAAUCUUGGAAGGUGAAGAUGUCGGAGAAGAUCCUCGUGACUGGUGGAGCCGGCUACAUAGGAAGCCACUGCGUGCUGGAGCUGAUUGAGGCGGGCUACACCCCCGUGGUCAUUGAUAAUUUUCACAAUGCCAUCCGAGGGGGCAAGGCCUUGCCUGAGAGCAUUCAGCGGGUGCAGGAGAUAGUCGGGAAGGAGAUCCUUUUCCAGGAGCUGGAUGUUCUCGAUGAAGCCGGCAUCCAGGAGCUCUUCAAAAAGCAUCGUUUCUCGGCCGUGAUGCAUUUAGCAGGGCUCAAAGCAGUCGGAGAGUCAGUCCAGAAGCCGCUGGAAUACUACAAGGUGAACCUCACUGGGACCAUCCGCUUACUGGAGACCAUGAAAGCGCACGGGGUCAAGAAUCUGGUGUUCAGCAGCUCGGCCACGGUCUAUGGGGCCCCUGCCUACCUCCCCCUUGAUGAAAACCAUCCCGUUGGUGGCUGUACGAAUCCCUAUGGCAAGUCCAAGUAUUUCAUCGAAGAGAUGAUCCAAGAUUUGUGCAAGGCUGAGCCGGACUGGAAUGCUGUUCUUCUGCGAUAUUUCAACCCUAUCGGAGCCCAUAAGUCGGGAAGGAUAGGAGAGGAUCCCCAGGGCAUCCCGAACAACCUGAUGCCUUAUGUUGCACAGGUGGCAGUGGGACGCAGGGAGUUCCUGAGUGUAUUUGGGAAUGAUUAUAACACAGUCGAUGGGACAGGCGUUAGAGAUUACAUCCAUGUGGUGGAUCUGGCCAAGGGCCAUAUUGCAGCGCUGAAGAAGCUGAAGGAGAACUGCAGCUGCAAGAUAUACAACCUCGGGACCGGUGUUGGCUACUCCGUCCUGCAGAUGGUCAAAGCCAUGGAGAAGGCAUCAGGAAGGGAGCUCAAGUACAAGAUCGUUACACGUCGAGAAGGGGACGUGGCCACCUGUUACGCCAACCCUGCCCUUGCGGAGCGGGAGCUGGGCUGGAAAGCUGUUUUCGGGCUGGACAAGAUGUGUGAGGACUUGUGGAGGUGGCAGUCACAGAACCCCACCGGCUUCAGCAAGAACUAGAGCUCCAGGCAGCGUCUUCCC
This is a messenger RNA of Euleptes europaea (tarantolino), 1089 nucleotides long. It is a transcript of the gene GALE, whose product is annotated as UDP-galactose-4-epimerase. The transcript is spliced from 11 exons. The record is from RefSeq and is a predicted model, not a curated record. NCBI's taxonomy places the organism in Eukaryota, Metazoa, Chordata, Lepidosauria, Squamata, Sphaerodactylidae. Gene Ontology annotation, biological process: beta-D-galactose catabolic process via UDP-galactose, Leloir pathway. Gene Ontology annotation, cellular component: cytosol. Bases 25 to 1068 code for a protein of 347 amino acids. Gene Ontology annotation, molecular function: UDP-glucose 4-epimerase activity.